GUAUCACUGGCCUUGCUUAUUCUUUGUCAAUGUUAGAGUUCGCCUGCCUACUCCUUUCAUUGUUUUUAAACAUUCUGUUUGAAUCUAAGGACUUGCUUCAUGGCAGCAUGGAUGGUGAUAAAAUCAGCACUUGAGGCAGUGGCUAAGGCACAAGUUCCAUCUUCAUUCUUGACCAUUAUGCAAACAUUAGUUUUGAGCACGGGCCAUCGGUUGGAAGGUGGGGGAUUGGGCAGUGGCAGAGGAGAUCCCUGUUCCCUGAGCUUGUGUUCUGGUUUGGAGAAGCAGCCAGUGAGUCCGGAGAGCUGUGAACUCCCUGUCCACAGGUCCGCUGUGACCACUCCCUCGAGAACAAGAAAUGAAGACUACCACAGUGGUACUGGGAAGUACUGGGAGCCAUUUGCCUUUCAUAGAGGCUCCUCCAGGACAGAAGAAAAAGAAGGUCUUGGGAUUGGAAGAUCGAAGCCUGUUCCACGCUACGGAUAUAAACCAUCUCCACCAAAUGGAUGUGGCUCUCCAUUGUUUGGUGUUCAUCUGAACAUUGGCAUCCCCUCCCUGACCAAGUGCUGCAACCAGCACGACCGAUGCUACGAGACCUGUGGGAAAAGCAAGAACGACUGUGACGAGGAGUUCCAGUACUGCCUCUCCAAGAUCUGCAGAGAUGUGCAGAAGACACUCGGACUAGCUCAGAACGUCCAGGCAUGUGAGACAACGGUGCAGCUCCUUUUUGACAGCGUCAUCCAUUUAGGCUGCAAGCCAUACCUGGACAGCCAGAGGGCUGCAUGCUGGUGUCGUUAUGAAGAAAAAACAGAUCUGUAAAGAAGCCCCUGACAGCUGGAGAGCAGGCGGGAGUGGAAGACCAUCCUUGCCAAAGAUCCAGUGCUUUCACAACCUAACGCUGCCUUAGUUUUGUGAGAGGUCAUUUUGAGACCUUACUAGACUGUGGUUUGAUUUUAAAACCUCAAAGAGAAAAGGGUGGGUGCCGGGAAGAAGCAGAUGAAGAGCAUGCUUGGGACUGGGAGCGAGCAGGACAUCUAAGAGCAUGCCUUCCUGGGCCUCACUGUCUGUGUCGGUGGCUCCCCCAAACUGGGAAGAAAAACUUCAAGCUCAUGUGACUUGGUUUUCAUGGCUGUACUUAACAAUAAAAAUGAAAGCAAGUGUAAAAUUCAUUAUAAGGACUUUUCAGUAUUAUUUUAUUUUGAAAUAGAGGACAAUCUUCCCUUAGAACUAUUAUUUAUUUUGAAAUUUCAAAUAUACAUUUAUACUGGAAAAACUAUUAUUUCUCCAUUUUAAUUAUACACAACAUGUUGUUUCUCUGAAGCCCACUAAGAUAGGCAUAAAUAUGUUACUCACAAGGACACGGUUACCAGGUGUGCAUCUCUUGUACAGUUGGAGUCACUGGUUGAUACUUCUCUUGAAGGACAACCCAGGGCAUCUAAGUAUUGUGAUGUGCACAAUAUUUCAGAAACCCAGGAGUCACUGGUUGAUACUUCUCUUGAAGGACAACCCAGGGCAUCUAAGUAUUGUGAUGUGCACAAUAUUUCAGAAACCCAGCACUCCUGUUUCACAAACUACUUACAGCAAAUGUCAUCUUUUGCUAGGAGUUCUAGGAGUGGUGGGUUUAAGGAGCCAAAUCCGUGCACUAUUUGCUGCCGAGUUUGUGGUUACCCCCUAAUCUCCACUUCUCAUCUUCUUUUCUGGAAUAUUGUUAAAAGUCUGACAUUUUCUAAUGGAGGUCUUAAUAAAGCUAUUCUUGAUAA
Messenger RNA from Mastomys coucha (southern multimammate mouse), 1757 nucleotides. RefSeq names its product phospholipase A2 group XIIA (gene Pla2g12a). The record is from RefSeq and is a predicted model, not a curated record. Gene Ontology annotation, molecular function: calcium ion binding; A2-type glycerophospholipase activity. Lineage: Eukaryota; Metazoa; Chordata; Mammalia; Rodentia; Muridae. The transcript has 4 exons. Gene Ontology annotation, biological process: arachidonate secretion; phospholipid metabolic process; lipid catabolic process. Bases 100 to 816 code for a protein of 238 amino acids. Gene Ontology annotation, cellular component: extracellular region.